Molecule: messenger RNA, 3694 nt
Organism: Prunus mume (Japanese apricot)
Lineage: Eukaryota; Viridiplantae; Streptophyta; Magnoliopsida; Rosales; Rosaceae
Product: small RNA 2'-O-methyltransferase-like
Biological process (GO): piRNA processing; siRNA processing; RNA methylation
Cellular component (GO): nucleus; cytoplasm
Molecular function (GO): RNA methyltransferase activity; peptidyl-prolyl cis-trans isomerase activity; O-methyltransferase activity
Source: RefSeq, a predicted model, not a curated record
AAAGGGUCAAUAUGACUGAAAGAAGGCAUCACUCCUUAGCAAGGAAGCUAUGAGCGACCAGAAGAAGAUGACCCUGUGGGGCCCCCAUAUAGGCAUGUACAAGUUUCAUGUUGAUAUUCUUCCUCCGAAACCUUUCCCUCCUUUCUCUUUAUAUACCGUUUCUACCAACCCAAAAACCCCAACACACAAAACUCUUGGUUAUAGUACAACACACUGUAGAACCCCAAAAGCCUCACUCUCUCGCGCGCGCGCACGCACACACUCUCUCUCGCUCUCUCUGAUCUCUGCCUCUCUUUCAGCCAUUGCCGAUGUUAAUGUAGAAAGGGCAUCCUAUCAAACGUGUUUUUAAUAACUUAUAGUUGAAGACCUCUUGGAUACUGAUAGUUACUGAAGGAGCCCCAACUGUAACAGCACGAAUGACUACAUUUACACCUAAGGCUAUUGUACACAAAAGAUUUGGUAGCUCAGCCUGCUAUAAGGUAGAGGAAGUGCAUGAGUCCACUCAAAAUGGAUGUCCAGGGUUGGCCAUUAUGCAGAAGGGCCCUUGCUUUUAUUGCUGUACCUUGCAGCUUCCAGAAGUUACGGUUGUAUCUGGAAUUUUUAAAAAGAAGAAGGAUGCUGAGCAAUCUGCUGCUGAAUUGGCCUUAGAGAAGCUAGGCAUUAAUCCCGCAACAAAAAGCCCUUCUCUGCAGGAAACAUGGGAUGAUUUAGUCACUCGUGUCAGUUUUUUAUUUUCAGACGAGUUCCUUUCAACUCUUCAUCCGCUGAGUGGUCACUUCAGAGCAGCUUUGCAGAGAGAAGGUGAUCUUUCUGGGCAGAUUCCUGCUUCUGUCAUUGCCAUCUUUGAUGCAACAAUUUGUAAUAUGUGUAAAUCCCUUGAUCCUAAGGUGGAGUCCAAUCCUUUCUUGGUUAUACCGUAUGUUGUGAGGGCUGCUGCUAGAUUAUCUGAACUUAUUUCUACUUCUGAGGAAGAGCUCUGGUUUAGGAGGCGAAAUCCAUAUGCUCCUGAAACAGUGGAGUCAUCAUCUAUCCAGCAAUUAGGUUCGACAGAAAUCUUUUCAGUUGAAGCCAUAAAUGUACCAUCUUCACUAGAGAAGACUGUUGAAAGAGUAAUCCUUAAUGUCUCAUCUUCUGGAUAUUUCCUGGAUGUUAUUGCAAAACAACUUGGGUUAUCGAAAGCUUCUGACGUUCUGAUCUCAAGGCCUAUAGGUAAGGCUUCCUCUGAGACAAGACUGUACUUUGCUGCUCCCAAGCAAUAUCUGUUGGAUAUGUCUUCAGAUCUUCUAAAUGCCAAAGAAGCUUGUAACUCUGAAGGAUCUUUGAAUGCAAGAGCAAGUUACUUGUCUGGCCAAGAUAUAUAUGGUGACGCUAUUUUAGCAUCCAUUGGAUACACGUGGAGGUCCAAAGACCUUUUCUAUGAAGAUGUAACCCUGCAAUCAUAUCACAGGAUGGUCAUUGGCAAGACACCAGGUGGAAUUUACAAGUUGUCCAGAGGGGCAAUACUUGCAGCUGAGUUACCUUUGGCAUUUACUACCAAUGCAAAAUGGAAGGGUUCCUUUCCAAGGGAGAUGCUCUGUACAUUCUGCCGUCAGCACCGGCUUGAACCCGUCUUCUCUACUCAAAGCACUCUAGAAGAAUCAUCCGAGUCACCAAAAUCACACAAGAAGUUAAAGGUGACAGACUUGCCUGUGAAAGAGGCACAAUAUGCAAAUGGCUGUGUUGUUGCUGCUGGCGUAAAGGACUCGGUUGAAUCCGGAGGUAGCUUUAGAUGUGAAGUGAAAAUAGUUUCUAAAUUUCAGGAUUUUAUUUUAGAGUGCUCACCGAAAGAUUCUUUUAAGAAACAGAGCGAUUCCAUCCAGAAUGUUUCUUUGAAAGUUCUGUUAUGGUUAAAUGCAUAUUUUCGAGAUCCAACUGUGCCUUUGGAGAGACUUAAUGCUUCUGCUGAUGGUCUUAACAUUAGAUUUGAUCCCCAAAACUUUAUUAAAGUAUUUAUGCUGUGCCAACAUAUUCAUAAUGUUGGGCGUAAUGAAACUGAAGAAGGAAAAUCAGUAUGUUCCAACUCUGUGAAUGCGUCAUAUGCUCUGCCUGGACAUGAAUUUCGUUCUCUAAAUAUAGAAGGACCAGAUUCUGGUGUUACUCCAUCUAAUGGAUCCUUAUCAUCUGUAAGUUAUUCCGUAUCUUUGGUGACUGAAGAUGAACAUAAGAAAGAACUUCUGGAAAGUAGUGAUGACUUUGAGUUUGAGAUAGCAUCUGGAGCAGUGAUUCCACAUCUCGAGUCAGUUGUCAUGCAAAUGACUGUUGGUCAGUCUGCUUUUUCCAGUAUGGAUUUGCCCCAUCAAGAGUUGAUUUUAGCUGCAGCUGAUGAUUCUGCUAGGAUGCUUUCCUUGUUGUCUUCAAAGACCUGCUUCUUGGAGUACACUAUAACUUUGUUGCAGGUAACAGAACCUCUGGAGGAUAGAAUGGAGCAGGCUCUUUUCAGCCCUCCACUUUCAAAACAGCGUGUCGAAUAUGCGGUGCAAAGCAUCAAAGAAUCUUGCGCCACUACUUUGGUUGACUUUGGAUGUGGCUCUGGUAGUUUGUUGGAUUCUUUAUUAAACUAUCCAACUUCUCUGGAAAAAAUUGCUGGUGUUGACAUUUCACAGAAGAGUCUUACCCGUGCGGCAAAGAUACUUCAUUCCAAAUUAGAUGCCAGUAUGUCAGCCAUAAAUUCUGCAGUUCUGUAUGACGGUUCAAUUACAGCUUUUGAUUCACGAUUGAGUGGAUUUGAUAUUGGAACUUGCUUAGAGGUCAUAGAGCAUAUGGAGGAAGAUCAAGCAUCUGAGUUUGGCAAUGUGGUACUGAGUUUAUUUCGUCCAAGGGUUCUUAUUGUCUCCACUCCAAAUUAUGAAUACAAUGUGAUACUCCAGAAAUCCAAUUUGUCAAGCCAGGAAGAUGAUCCUGAAGACAAAAAUCAAGCACAAUCAUGUAAAUUUCGUAACCAUGACCACAAGUUCGAGUGGACAAGAGAACAGUUCAAUUGCUGGGCAACUGAAUUGGCCAUGAGGCACAAUUACAGUGUUGAGUUCAGUGGGGUUGGGGGAUCUGGUGGUACAGAACCAGGUUUUGCUUCCCAGAUUGCUGUCUUUAGAAGGGGACCUGUACGUCAGGAAGAUGUUCUUCCAGAGGUUUCAGAUAUGGAACAUCCUUACAAAGUUAUAUGGGAAUGGAGCAGCAACGAUAGCUCAAGAUCUGCUCUGACAAACUGAGACACUCGUGCAGCAUUUUCAGAGCCCAUGAAACAAUGUUUUAUUUUGACUUAGAACUGGAUUCGGUGGAUCUGUCUGACUUAAAACCAGGUUUUGAAGGGGGGGAUCCUUAUCUCAGGGAGAUGAUCUUCCAACUUGCAGAUUUGGAACAUUAUGACAUAGCUAUAUGGGAAUGUAAUAGUACAACUAGCAACUAGCAAUAGGGAUUAAGGAGAAUAGAUUACCAGCGCGUUAUGUGCUGUUUGAUGAGUUGGUAAGUUAAAUCAAACUCAUCCACAAACGCAUAAUGUGGUGGUGAUGCUCACUGCGGAUUAAUGGCAUUGAGCAAAUCUAUUCUCAGAAAUAGGUAAUACGUCUUAGAUAUGCUCUCUGACAAAUCAAUGUUAUGCAACGUUAUGACUUAUUUUUUUGUUGUCUGUGGCCUGUUAGGCUUACAGAGUUGCAUGAAA